Molecule: messenger RNA, 243 nt
Organism: Mixia osmundae IAM 14324
Lineage: Eukaryota; Fungi; Basidiomycota; Mixiomycetes; Mixiales; Mixiaceae
Exons: 3
Coding region: 1-243 (80 amino acids)
Cellular component (GO): mitochondrion
Source: RefSeq, a predicted model, not a curated record
AUGCAUCCACCUCUGGCGCUGCACCAACACCAAGAUUGCGCACAGGUGAUCCAGGCGUUACACGCUUGCCACCAGUCGUCCCUUUGGGCGAAAUAUACGGGCGGAUGCAACAGCCUCAAGGAGGAACUGACCCAAUGCCUACGAGCAGAAAGACUAGAGAGGACAACGAAGAACAGGGAUGACGCUGCUCAGAGGCGGCAAAAGACCCAAGCGGUCUGGGCAGCCAUCGAUGCCGAGUCCUGA